AUGGGUGCCUCUCGAUCAUCAAGCGAGCACACUAGCUCUAUGGAGUCAUCUCACUCCCACAAAGAUUCAUUGCAAACAAAGGCGGAUCCCAAUGUGGCACUAUAUGAAGCCCAGCCAAUGGACAACCAGCCGGGAUCCCAAACAUUCUCUCUUCGCAGCAUCCAGCAUAAGGAUCUGAAUGGAAAUAUCAUCGCUGAUCCUGAUCUGUGCAACCCAACUCGGAAUCGUCUCGAGCGUCCUCUUGAUACUAUUCGAUCCUUCGAAGCUGCGAUCGAUGCACACCACAAGCGAAACCAUAUGUGA
Penicillium malachiteum is the source of this 303-nucleotide messenger RNA. RefSeq names its product DUF2406 domain-containing protein. Bases 1 to 303 code for a protein of 100 amino acids. Lineage: Eukaryota; Fungi; Ascomycota; Eurotiomycetes; Eurotiales; Aspergillaceae. The transcript is spliced from 3 exons. The record is from RefSeq and is a predicted model, not a curated record.